This is a messenger RNA of Nothobranchius furzeri (turquoise killifish), 6356 nucleotides long. Lineage: Eukaryota; Metazoa; Chordata; Actinopteri; Cyprinodontiformes; Nothobranchiidae. The record is from RefSeq and is a predicted model, not a curated record.
UGCAGGUCCUGGGAGUCUGUAGCGGCAGUCGGUGAUUAACCGGGGAACGCCUCAGCUAAACGCCGAAAGGACGAAUGAAAAGUGUCAUCACACCGACAACACAACCUGGACGACGCCUAGAAUUAAUUAACCAACGGACUUUGUAAUAGAGACUCCCUGGCUGUCCGAUUAGGACCGGAAAGCAUCAUUUGUAGUUUGUGUUAGCGUUAGAAGAAAUCGGAGGAGGGUGUCAAGAGGAACCGCCAUGGCUCAGAUCCUGCCAAUUCGCUUUCAGGAGCACCUGCAGCUCCAAAACUUGGGAAUCAAUCCGGCCAACAUAGGCUUCAGUACCCUAACCAUGGAGUCUGAUAAGUUCAUCUGUAUUCGGGAGAAAGUGGGCGAGCAGGCUCAGGUGGUGAUCAUUGACAUGGCUGACCCGAAUACUCCCAUCCGCAGGCCCAUCUCAGCUGACAGCGCCAUCAUGAAUCCAGCCAGCAAGGUCAUAGCACUUAAAGCGGCCAAAACCCUUCAGAUCUUUAACAUAGAGAUGAAGAGCAAGAUGAAGGCGCACACCAUGACGGACGAUGUUACCUUCUGGAAGUGGAUCUCCCUGAACACAGUUGCUCUGGUGACCGACAACGCCGUCUACCAUUGGAGCAUGGAGGGAGACUCGCAACCGGUUAAAGUCUUCGACCGCCACUCCAGCCUGGCAGGAUGCCAGAUCAUCAACUACCGCACUGACGCCAAGCAGAAAUGGCUGCUUCUCAUCGGGAUCUCUGCUCAGCAAAAUCGAGUGGUGGGAGCCAUGCAGCUGUAUUCUGUCGACAGAAAGGUCUCCCAGCCAAUUGAAGGCCAUGCUGCCAGCUUUGCCCAGUUUAAGAUCGAAGGAAAUUCAGACGAAUCAACUCUAUUCUGCUUUGCUGUCAGAGGCCAGGCUGGAGGAAAGCUGCACAUCAUUGAAGUGGGCACUCCACCCACUGGUAACCAGCCCUUUCCAAAGAAAGCGGUGGAUGUCUUCUUUCCUCCAGAAGCUCAGAAUGACUUCCCUGUGGCCAUGCAGAUAAGUGCAAAACACAAUGUGGUUUUCCUUAUUACCAAAUAUGGUUACAUCCACCUGUACGACUUGGAGACGGGAACCUGCAUCUACAUGAACCGCAUCAGUGGGGAGACCAUCUUUGUCACGGCUCCUCACGAGGCCUCCUCAGGCAUUAUUGGGGUCAACAGAAAGGGACAGGUGCUGUCUGUCUGUGUAGAAGAGGAAAAUAUAAUUCCCUACAUCACCAACGUGCUGCAAAAUCCAGACCUCGCUCUCCGCUUAGCUGUCCGCAACAACCUGGCAGGAGGCGAAGAGCUUUUUGCACGAAAGUUCAACACUUUGUUUGGUGCUGGCAAUUACUCAGAAGCAGCCAAAGUGGCUGCUAAUGCACCAAAGGGUAUCCUGCGCACCCCAGACACCAUUCGUCGUUUCCAGAGUGUUCCCACUCAGCCUGGCCAGACAUCGCCCCUGUUGCAGUAUUUUGGCAUCCUGUUGGAUCAGGGCCAACUCAACAAGUUUGAGUCCCUUGAGCUUUGCAGGCCUGUACUCCAGCAGGGACGAAAGCAGCUUCUAGAGAAGUGGCUGAAGGAGGACAAGUUGGAGUGCUCAGAGGAACUGGGUGACCUUGUCAAAGCAGUGGAUCCAACUUUGGCUCUCAGCGUUUACCUCAGGGCCAACGUCCCCAACAAGGUCAUUCAGUGCUUUGCAGAAACUGGACAAUUCCCAAAGAUUGUUCUGUAUGCCAAGAAGGUGGGCUACACUCCAGAUUGGAUCUUUCUGCUCAGGAAUGUUAUGCGAAUCAACCCGGACCAAGGACUGCAGUUUGCACAGAUGCUGGUCCAGGAUGAAGAGCCACUGGCAGACAUCACCCAGAUUGUGGAUGUUUUCAUGGAGUACAACCUGAUCCAGCAGUGCACCUCCUUCCUCCUUGAUGCUUUGAAGAACAACAGACCGUCAGAAGGCCCACUACAGACCCGCCUCCUGGAGAUGAACCUCAUGCAUGCCCCACAGGUUGCUGAUGCGAUCCUGGGAAACCAGAUGUUUACCAACUAUGAUCGUGCCCACAUUGCCCAGCUGUGUGAGAAGGCUGGGCUCCUUCAGAGGGCCCUGGAGCACUACACAGACCUGUAUGACAUCAAGCGUGCUGUGGUUCACACACACCUUCUCAACCCAGAGUGGCUGGUAAACUACUUUGGCUCGCUGUCGGUGGAAGACUCCAUGGAGUGCCUCAGGGCCAUGCUGUCAGCCAACAUCCGUCAGAACCUGCAGAUCUGUGUUCAGGUGGCCUCCAAGUACCACGAGCAGCUCACUACUCAAGCUCUCACUGAGCUUUUUGAGUCCUUUAAGAGCUUUGAAGGGUUGUUCUACUUCCUGGGCUCCAUCGUGAACUUCAGUCAGGAUCCAGAAGUUCACUUCAAAUACAUUCAGGCUGCCUGCAAGACGGGUCAGAUCAAAGAGGUGGAGAGGAUCUGUAGAGAGAGCAACUGCUACGACCCCGAGCGCGUCAAGAACUUCCUCAAGGAAGCUAAACUCACCGACCAGCUGCCCCUCAUCAUUGUUUGUGACCGUUUUGACUUUGUCCACGACCUGGUUCUCUACCUGUACCGCAACAACCUGCAGAAGUACAUUGAGAUUUAUGUUCAGAAGGUGAACCCGAGCCGUCUGCCUGUGGUUGUUGGUGGUCUCCUGGACGUGGACUGCUCCGAGGACGUAAUCAAGAGCCUGAUCUUGGUUGUCAGGGGCCAGUUCUCCACUGAUGAACUGGUCGCUGAGGUGGAGAAGAGGAACAGACUGAAGUUGCUGCUCCCCUGGCUGGAGUCUCGUAUCCACGAAGGUUGUGAGGAGCCGGCCACCCACAAUGCCCUGGCAAAGAUCUACAUCGACAGCAAUAACAACCCCGAGCGCUUCCUGCGGGAGAACCCGUACUACGACAGCUGUGUGGUGGGGAAGUACUGCGAGAAGAGAGACCCCCAUCUGGCCUGUGUGGCUUAUGAGCGAGGACAGUGUGACCAGGAGCUAAUCAAUGUUUGCAACGAGAACUCCCUCUUCAAGAGUUUGUCUCGCUACCUGGUCCGGCGCAAAGACCCUGAGCUGUGGGCUAGCGUGCUGCUCGAGAGCAACCCCUUCAGACGGCCACUCAUUGACCAGGUGGUGCAAACAGCCCUGUCAGAGACCCAGGACCCAGAGGAGGUGUCCGUCACAGUCAAAGCUUUCAUGACGGCCGACCUGCCCAACGAGCUCAUUGAGUUGCUGGAGAAGAUAGUGUUGGACAACUCUGUCUUCAGUGAACACAGGAACUUGCAGAACCUGCUGAUCCUCACAGCCAUCAAAGCAGACCACACGCGUGUGAUGGAGUACAUCAACAGGCUGGACAAUUAUGAUGCUCCUGACAUUGCAAACAUCGCCAUCAGCAAUGAGCUCUUCGAGGAGGCCUUUGCCAUCUUUAAGAAGUUUGACGUCAACACAUCUGCUGUGCAGGUGCUGAUUGAGCACAUUGGAAACCUGGACCGAGCCUAUGAGUUUGCAGAACGCUGCAAUGAGCCGGCUGUGUGGAGCCAGCUGGCCAAGGCUCAGCUGCAGAAGGAGCUGGUUAAAGAAGCGAUUGACUCUUACAUCAAAGCAGAUGACCCCUCUGCCUACAUGGAAGUGGUGCAGGCUGCUGAUAAGAGUGGUAACUGGGAAGACUUGGUCAAAUUCCUUCAGAUGGCUCGCAAGAAGGCUCGUGAGUCUUACGUAGAGACGGAGCUGAUCUUUGCUUUGGCCAAAACCAAUCGGCUGGCUGAACUGGAAGAGUUCAUCAAUGGACCCAACAACGCUCACAUCCAGCAGGUUGGUGAUCGUUGCUAUGAUGAGAAAAUGUUCGAAGCCGCUAAGCUUCUGUACAACAACGUCUCCAACUUUGGUCGCUUGGCCUCGACUCUGGUGCACCUUGGGGAGUACCAGGCAGCUGUGGAUGGAGCUCGCAAAGCCAACAGCACCCGCACCUGGAAGGAGGUGUGCUUCGCCUGUGUGGAUGGACAGGAGUUCAGACUCGCCCAGAUGUGUGGCCUCCACAUUGUGGUGCACGCCGAUGAGCUGGAGGAGCUCAUCAACUAUUACCAAGAUCGUGGCUACUUUGAGGAACUGAUCACCAUGCUGGAGGCUGCUCUGGGCCUAGAGCGGGCUCACAUGGGGAUGUUCACGGAGCUCGCCAUCCUUUACUCCAAGUUCAAGCCCCAGAAGAUGAGGGAACAUCUGGAGCUCUUCUGGUCCAGAGUUAACAUCCCAAAGGUCCUGAGAGCAGCAGAGCAGGCUCAUCUGUGGGCCGAACUUGUCUUCCUGUACGAUAAAUACGAGGAGUUCGACAACGCCAUCAUCACCAUGAUGACCCACCCGACAGAUGCCUGGAAGGAGGGCCAGUUCAAAGAUAUCAUCACCAAAGUGGCCAACGUGGAGCUGUACUACAAAGCCGUCCAGUUCUAUCUGGAGUUCAAGCCCUUGUUGCUGAACGAUCUGCUCAUGGUGCUCUCUCCUAGACUGGAUCAUUCUCGCGCAGUCAACUAUUUCAGCAAGGUAAAGCAGCUGCCUCUGGUCAAGCCUUACUUACGGUCAGUACAGAACCACAACAACAAAUCAGUCAAUGAAGCACUUAACAACCUCUUCAUCACUGAAGAAGACUAUCAGGCACUGAGGACAUCGAUAGAUGCUUACGACAACUUUGAUAACAUCUCACUGGCCCAGCGCAUGGAGAAACACGAGCUGAUCGAGUUCAGAAGAAUCGCUGCCUACCUCUUCAAAGGCAACAACCGCUGGAAACAAAGUGUGGAGCUCUGUAAGAAGGACAAGCUCUACAAGGAUGCCAUGCAGUAUGCAUCAGAGUCCAAAGACAUUGAGCUGGCAGAGGAACUCCUCGCUUGGUUCCUGCAGGAGAACAAGAAGGAAUGUUUUGCUGCCUGCCUUUUCUCCUGCUAUGACCUGCUGCGACCCGAUGUGGUGCUGGAGACCGCCUGGAGACACAACAUCAUGGACUUUUCUAUGCCAUACUUCAUUCAGGUCAUGAGGGAGUACCUCUCCAAGGUUGAUGCUCUUAAGGAACAGGUUGAUAAACUUGAAACCUCAGAGUCUUUAAGAAAAGAAGAGGAGCAGGCAACAGAGACGCAACCCAUCGUCUACGGAACUCCUCAGCUAAUGCUGACAGCGGGCCCCAGCGUGCCGGUGCCUCCUCAGCAGCCUUACGGCUACGGCUACCAGGCGCCCGCCGGCUACACUCAACCAGCAGCUCAGCCGGGCUUUGGCUACGGCAUGUGAAGGCCCCUCCCCCUUCUGUCCACUUCCAGGCUGGAGCUACCAUCCAUCCAUCUUCCACAGUCCUUCACCAGACCAUUAUUGUCCCUCUGUCCUCUACAGAGUGGGGGGAUAAUACCGACACUUUUGUUUCCUACCUUUUCCUUUUUUGAAAUCGUCAUGAAGGACUCAAGUUUUGUUUCAGUUUUCAUGGUAAAGAUUAAUUUCCUCACAUUCCACAGAUUAAUCCUAAGUCUGUUUUAUUUGAACGGGAAAUGGUUUCUGCACGUAAGGGUGGGCUUGUGGGGAGGGACGUGCCUCUUCUCACCUUUAAAAGAAUAGGUCUGUUGUGAAGCAUCUAAUUUGCACUCUGUAGUGAGCAUUCAUGUAAAACUUGUUCCUGUCACGUGCGAGCAGCUUCAUCUGACUUUGCAUUGCAUUUAAUUGUAUAUUCAGAUACAAAAACCUCUACUGUGUUUAUAUUUUGCAACAGCAAACUGCUGCUUUCAUGGCCAUGAUCCUGAAACACUACGUCCUACUGAACAUGAUCCCACUCUCUCUCUUCAGGGCUGUUUGUUAAAGAAAAUCAAAGUCUUUUAUACACGAUUUAAAGGAAAGUGAUUCUUUCCUGCACAGCCUAUGCAGACGUCUCCAAACAAAUUUCCUUUAACAAAAGAAAAACUGCUCUGACAUGAGACUAAUCUGCCUCAGGAGGGACUGCAGACCUGUGUGACUUGCAUACACCAUGUCCCUUUACAGUGGUCAGAGUCUUUUUGGGUCAUUGUUACGAGUGUCCAGGAGAGAUUCUUUUUUUUUUCUACACAAACUUUUCUUGGUCACGUCUAACUCGGUUGGUUUAAAUCUAAACAGAACAUUGCAGCACAUGUAGGGGUUUGAAGUUUUUAUUAAAGGCUUGUGUGUAUACAGGAAAUCAAUCAUUAACUCCUUGUAUUAUCUAAAUGACCUUAGAUUUGAAUUGUGCACUUGCGAUACUUGAUUAUGCAUAAUCAAGAUGAUAAAUGAAACAGUGGUUUUGUUUCCUCUUACAAAAAAGUAAAAAUAAAAGCUUGUCAAAUGA